Mya arenaria is the source of this 1750-nucleotide messenger RNA. RefSeq names its product mucin-5AC-like. The record is from RefSeq and is a predicted model, not a curated record. Lineage: Eukaryota; Metazoa; Mollusca; Bivalvia; Myida; Myidae. Bases 188 to 1543 code for a protein of 451 amino acids. The transcript is spliced from 5 exons.
UUUCUUAGACCUGUGAUUUAGAAAUCACCAUGACCGCUGUGUGUUGAUAGAUGUAUAUAUAAGGAGAGUUGAAGUAGGAAAACAACAGUUUACACUGUAUACUUAAGACAAGCGGACUUAAGACAAUUCGAGGAGUUCUGGAUUGAUUAUUUUUAAAACCAAAGCACGUUAUACGUUAUAAGUUAAAAUGGAUAUUCGAGUGUAUAGCAUCAUGUUUGCAUCUGUGUUUGCAUUAAGUUCUGUCAGCAGUGAGAACAUACAAUGCCCCCAGUGUAUGCACAUGGGCUACACGUUCACUAACAUGCCAUCUAUGUACAAGAGCAUUAUCGGCGGAGUGCUUGCCUCCCUCAACCUCUCUAACCCCGCGUGCCAGUAUAACACCCUGCUGCCCGACCCCUGUCCCGCCCCCGGGGCCGGUAACCGCUCCAAGUGUGAGACCUUCGUCUUCAAAGUGAUUGGGGUCGGUUUCUCAACCGCCCUACCGACCGCUGGUAUGACUGUGGAUGUCGUGUCGCGGAGCUGCGCAGAGCGUCCGGUGGCGGAGCCGGACACGUGCAUGGAUGUGGAUGACAUGGGUGCCACUAACCCUGAACUUGGGGCCGCCCUCGCUCGGAUGACAUCGCGCCUCAACACUGUCAACUACACCGGGGAGCAGUGCUUCACAAGCGCCAAUGGUUCAGAAACUAUCACCCCCGAACCCCACGUCACAGAGGUCCCAAACACAACGCAAAGACCCACAACAGGUUCUUCUCUCGCGGCAAGCACCACCGCUGUUCAUGUUGCCGCAAACACCACCGCUGCUCCUGUUGCCGCAAACACUACCGCUGCUCCUGUUGCCGCAAGCACCACCGCUGCCCCUGAACCUACAGCGGUGUCCAUGUCGACCUAUGCUCAUGGUUGCUCUGAGUGCUUCCAUAUCGGCAUGCAGACCAAGAACAUGCCCGCAUUCGCCACGCAAAUGAUGACAACCAUACUGAACUCCAUGAACCUAACAAACCGCGCAUGUGCGAACAACACUGUCCCGCCCAGCACCUGUUCGGCCGCCUUCCCCGGCACAAUCAACAAAUGUCACGACGUCGCUUUCAGCGUCCACGCCGUUGGAAUGACAGGCGCCAUACCAGAUGCGGAGGUUCACAUGGACGUGAUAGUGCGUGGAUGCGAGGCGGUGCCGUUGGCCGAGGCCGCGGACGGCUGCUCUCCCGUACAGAAGGCCCUUGACGCAGCCUCCAUGGCGCAAGUGAUGACCAGCAUCAAGCAGAUGUCCGACAGGUUUGACAAGGUCACGUACAACGGUACUUCCUGUUUGUUUCCAGUGGGCUCCAAAGCUCCAACUGUGGAACCAACUCCAAUCCCAACCACAACCCCAGUCCCAACCACAACCACGAUCACAACCACAACCACGAUCACAACCAAGGCCACUUCUACUGAACAGACGACUGCUGGUCAAAUUACAAAGAACAAUGAUACAUCCGACGGAAGUGGUUCAUCUCAAAUAAGUUUAUCGUUCGUGUGUUUGAUGUUAAUGUACAUUUUACAUUUGUGAUAUAACCAUUGUUACAUAUUCCCAUCAUCAUUUUCAUUGUGAUUAAUUGCAUAAUGGUUUCUAUUCUGUUAUUUACAUGCCAUUAUUUUGUACUUGCCGUGACAACAUGUUAUAAUUGUUUUUGUUUUUUUUGUGCUCAAAAUUGUUAAAUAAACAACAAAUAUUUUCAUAAAUCUCUAGUCGACUUCUGGAUAAACGUAAAACGAG